UUCAGCCUUCCCCGGCCACCAGUAGUGUCCUGGCAGCGCUACCAUGUUGUGGUCCGCUCUCCUACUCUUGUCUGCCGCGCAGGCUGCCCACAUCCUUCAGGGUCGGCCCGUCCAGGGGCUACCCCACCGCGCCCUCUACGUCCGACAAAUACCGGAGACUUUCGGCUACUCGGGAACCCUCUACCAGCCACCCCAGUACCAAUACUUUGACACCCAACAGUUUGCCCCUUACCCAUAUGGCGUGCAACCUCUGACAGCUGUGGUGCAGCUGAAGGGGGACAGCGAUGUGGAGGGCGUCCUCAUGAUGGUGCAGCCUCACCCUCCAAACGGACCGGUCUUCGUCAAUGGUAACAUUACCGGAUUGUCCCCUGGCAAGCACGGCUUCCACAUCCACACCUACGGUGACUUGAGGGACGGCUGUACCAGUGCUGGCCCACACUACAACCCCUACCAGACGAACCAUGGAGGCCCGGUGGACCCCUACAGGCAUGUCGGGGAUCUUGGCAACAUCGUGGCGGGAGAGGACGGUGUGGUCCAGAUACAACUGUCAGACCACGCCUUUUCGCUGACCGGACCCACCAGCGUGGUGGGCAGGAGUGUCGUCGUCCACGAGAAGGAGGAUGAUCUGGGCAGAGGAGGUGACCAAGAAUCCCUGAAGAGUGGCAACUCUGGCAAGAGGCUGGCCUGUGGUAUCAUCGGUCUGGCAGAGAUCUCCAUUCCACCACCACCUCCUCCACCUCAACAACCUCCACCACCUCCACCACCGGCUGCCACCCCCAUGGAGCCUGAGCAGUGACGUGGACGAAGGUUUACUUCUAGACAGUAAUAUCUGGAAUUUCAACUCUAAAAUUUCUUAAAAUGGAAAUUUGCUCACGUUAACUAAACAUUUUCUAUUCUAUUGACGAAAAUGUCAGGUAUUUUAACACUAAAAAUGUAAAAAAUAGUACAUCGCACGAUACACAAAUUAUACACAUUAGAAAAAAUAAGGUUUUUUGACAGCAGUCAUUUAAAAAAAAAAGUCCACUUAAAAAAAAUUUUUAAAUGAGUUCAGGUUAUAAAUGAAAAAAAAAAACAGUUACCUUCGCAUAAUUUUAAGCAUAUUAUUGAACAUGAGAUUCGGUGAUGCCAAACUACCAUUUUUAGAUUUAAGGUGUGUAAGUGCUUUCAUUAAAUACAUAGAACUUAACAUAUCUUUAUAUUAUGACCCGAUAAUAUAAUAUAGUUGAUAUAUAGUUUUAUGUAAAUAAAUCCUAAUAAUGAAUCACCACUUGUAUAAUUUUGUAUUAAAUGUACUUCCCGAUGUA
Homalodisca vitripennis (glassy-winged sharpshooter) is the source of this 1304-nucleotide messenger RNA. Its product is annotated as superoxide dismutase [Cu-Zn]-like. Lineage: Eukaryota; Metazoa; Arthropoda; Insecta; Hemiptera; Cicadellidae. Gene Ontology annotation, molecular function: superoxide dismutase activity; copper ion binding. The transcript has 4 exons. Gene Ontology annotation, biological process: removal of superoxide radicals. The record is from RefSeq and is a predicted model, not a curated record. The coding region runs from base 44 to 796 and encodes 250 amino acids.